Messenger RNA from Entamoeba invadens IP1, 591 nucleotides. RefSeq lists its product as hypothetical. Bases 1 to 591 code for a protein of 196 amino acids. The record is from RefSeq and is a predicted model, not a curated record. The transcript is spliced from 4 exons. Lineage: Eukaryota; Evosea; Mastigamoebida; Endamoebidae.
AUGUUGAAGAUGGUGAUACUUCCUUUGUUGUUUAUAUCCUAUGUCAAUGCCCAAUGUAAUGCCGCGGCUGGCCAAGUCGCGUUUGCUGAUGAUGGGAAGUGUCGAGAUUGCGAUGGAAUUUUUCCAGGAUGCAGUAAAUGUACUGAGGCUGCUUGCAGUGAGUGCAAAGCAGGCUUCAAGUUUGACAAUGGCGUUUGCACUUAUCUCAACGGGUUUAAAGACGACACGACGUGCCUUGACAAUUACGUGAAAGUUGGGUCGACUUGCCAAUAUUGCCUUCAUUGUAGUGGGAAGUGUGAAGCAGAGAAGUUAUGUACUGGGUGUGAUGAAGGCUAUUACUUGGUGAAUGGGCAUUGUCUUGCUUGUUCACGGUGCAAAGCUGGGAAAUGUACUGUCAGUGGUGGGUGUUCCGAGUGUGAAGACAAUUACUUUGUGAAAGCCAAGCAGUGUAAUACAUGUGGACAGUGUGCCACAGGAAAGUGUUCAUCUACUGGUUGCACUCAAUGUGUCAGUGAUAAGUACACCCUUAAAGAUGGCGUUUGCACUCUUCCAUUGAAAAGUUUGUUUCCUUCAUUCGACAAGCUCCAUUGA